Messenger RNA from Neofelis nebulosa (Clouded leopard), 1748 nucleotides. It is a transcript of the gene SERP2, whose product is annotated as stress associated endoplasmic reticulum protein family member 2. The transcript is spliced from 4 exons. The record is from RefSeq and is a predicted model, not a curated record. NCBI's taxonomy places the organism in Eukaryota, Metazoa, Chordata, Mammalia, Carnivora, Felidae. Gene Ontology annotation, cellular component: endoplasmic reticulum. The coding region runs from base 185 to 541 and encodes 118 amino acids. Gene Ontology annotation, biological process: endoplasmic reticulum unfolded protein response.
GGGCUCUGGCCUCUCUCUGGAGCCGGCUCGUUGGGGGCUGGGGAGCGGGGUGCGCGGGGCUCGGGGGCCGCGCCUUGCCACCUGCAGCGCCCGCAGCCGGCGGGACGCGCGCGGCCGGGUCGGGGGGCUAACGCGGGGGGAUUCUUGCAGGUGGGACUCGAGGGCAUUGCCUAGCGCCCAAGCCAUGGUGGCCAAACAGCGGAUCCGGAUGGCCAACGAGAAGCACAGCAAAAACAUCACCCAGAGGGGGAACGUAGCCAAAACCCUGAGGCCGCAAGAAGAGAAAUAUCCUGUGGGACCAUGGCUGUUGGCACUGUUUGUUUUUGUUGUCUGUGGCUCAGGUCGACCCAAAACACUGGCCUUUCCUGGGGACCGCCAGAACUGUCUCGAAAUUGUGACACCCAAAGUGGCUGUCACUCCCCUGAGACUGAGAAGCAGGAUGUUUGAGGAGCUGGGCAGCCUUGGAGAAGGUCUUCUAUUUCACCACAAAGGGAAGACUGAGGACAUGCCUCUGCCGAGAAACUCCUGCCUCGAGACCUGACAUGGACACUCUGGAAAAGAUGUCUCCUCAGCCACUGGCUCCCUCAAGGCAACUCCGGCAGCCUCCCACUCUCUAGCUGUCUCCCUUCUGUCACCCCUGUGUCCUGGCGCUCCCAGUUAGCUGAGGUAGGUCUAUCUCCAGGGUAAGAGUGGGCUGGGAUGACACAGUCCCAGGCCUUAAGGAGUUUAUGGUCUUUCAUGACUUUCCUUCCCUGCCAAAGACCGAGCUCUUGCAACAUCGGAAUCUAAAAGCAGUUAUUUGAUGUUGUUUCUUGGUUCACAAAAUAAUUCUCUGAGGUUUAUGAUAUGUUUUCCUCCAUGCUCUUUGCAAUUAUUCACCUUUCAUUUUCCUCCAAGAAAUAUUUACUGAGGACCUGCUACGUGCCUGGUGCUGAGCUAGGCCCAGGGUGGUCAUGAGCAAAAUCAUCCACGGUCCCUGCUGUCCUGGAGCCUACAGUCUGGUGGGAAAGCAACAUAAGUUCACCAAGUAGUCAUGUUGAAACCUGCGCGAUUUCAGUCAUGAAAGCGGAGGAGAGACAUGUAAAGCUGUGAAAGCGUAUAAGGCAAAAGGCUGGGCAAGUGGUUCUCAAAGUGUGGUCCCUGGACCAGCAGCCUCAGCAUCACCGGUGACCCAGUUAGAAAUACACAUUCUCAGGGCACCUGGGUGGUUCAGUCAGGUAGGCAUCCUACUCUUGAUCUCAGCUCAGGUCUUAAUCUCAGGGUCCUGAGUUCAAGCCCCACGGUGGGCUCCCCCCUGGGCAUGAAGCCUACUUAAAAAGAAAUACACAUUUUCAUUUCCCACUCUAGACCCACUGGAUUAGAAACUCUGGAGGUGGGGCCCAGCCUCUGUUUUCAUACAUCCUCAGGAGACUACCAUACACACACAGGUUUGAGAACUCUUGCCUCAGAUGGUCAAAGAAAGCUUCUCUGCAGAAAUAAGUUCUGGAUUAUAAAGGAAAACUAGGCAAUAGGGUAGGGCGGGAGAAGUAUUUCGUACAGAAAGAGUGGCAUAUGGAAAAGCCCUGUAGUAAGAGCAGAGAGUUUUGAAAACAUGAGGGAUUAGCCCAGGAGAGAAGAGUAAUAUAAGAUACGUCUGGACAGGUUGAUAGGACCAGGAUAUAUAGGUCAGGGAGGCCACAUCAAGGAUUGGGCAAUAGGAAGCUUUUUGAUGUGCUUGAAACACAGGGAUGACACAAUCUUACUUGUUU